This is a messenger RNA of Brassica rapa (field mustard), 3261 nucleotides long. RefSeq lists its product as uncharacterized. Gene Ontology annotation, molecular function: ADP binding. Gene Ontology annotation, biological process: recombinational repair; signal transduction. Lineage: Eukaryota; Viridiplantae; Streptophyta; Magnoliopsida; Brassicales; Brassicaceae. The record is from RefSeq and is a predicted model, not a curated record.
CUUUUUAUUUAAAAUUCUUUUUAACUUCGAAAUUUCACUUCUCCCAAUCUCUGUCUCUUCUCUUCCUCCUAUGAACAAAUAAUAUUUCAAGAAAAUAUAUAAGCAAAUCUCUGAAAGAGAGAGAGACUGUGUGAUUCUUUUGAGUGAUUUGACAGUGCCCAUGUUUCUGUAUAUUGGAUAAGGACCCCUUUACUACUUAUUAUUCAAAAAACAACUUACUCAUUAUCUUCUUUGCCUCUCACUUACUUCAAACUCAAAACGGUGGACUUUCAACCAAACCCUAUAGAAUAGAAAGAGCUCAAGAUGGUCUUGUUGGUGAUUUACUGUUCAAGACGCCGAGCUACAUUAGCUUUGAUGGAUUUAUAGGCUGCAUUAAUGGGAUUUGAUAGAUUGUCAAUAAAAGAAAGUUUGUGGUUAUGGAUUCUCGAGGUGACAGUUCCAGGCUCGGACAGUAUCCGACAAUGUCUUCAUCUUCCUCAACUGCUUUCUUCUCAGCCAACCAAUCUCCUUCAAGAUCUCACAAAAUCCACCAAGAGCUAUCCGAAUCAACUCGGUCUGAUGCUCAUUGUGACAGCUUCGAUCCUCUUACCUCCAGCUCUGGCUUUCAAGACCCUGAGCUCGAGUUACAGCCUCCUCAAUCUCAGAAUCUUGAACCUCAUCAUAACGCUUACACACCUUCUAGGUAUACUCAGACAUCUUCUGCGUCGGUUUCUUACAACAGGGUGAGAUGUGGCGACGUGUUCUUGGGGUUGCACGGACAAAAACCUUCUCUGCUGCGUUUCGCGGACUGGCUCAGAGCGGAGUUAGAGCUUCAAGGGAUGAGCUGCUUCAUGUCGGACAGAGCAAAAUGCAGAAGCUCUCGGAAACAGAGGAUAGUCGAGAAAGCCAUGGACGGUGCUUCCUUCGGAGUCAUCAUCCUAACGAGAAAGUCCUUCAAGAACCCUUACACGAUCGAGGAGCUCCGGUUUUUCGCCAACAAGAAGAAUCUAGUCCCUCUCUUUUUCGAUCUUUCUCGAGAGGACUGUCUCGUGAGAGACAUAGUGGAGAAGAGAGGCGACCUUUGGGAGAAGCACGGAGGCGAGCUGUGGGAGUGCUACGGAGGGAUUGAGAAAGAGUGGAAAGAGGCGGUUAACGGGCUAUCGCGCUUUGAUGACUGGAAGAUUGAGGCUCAUGAAGGUAACUGGAGAGACUGUGUGUUCAGAACGGUUGAGUUGUUGGCUACGAGGUUGGUUGGGAGGAGAAGUGUAGUCGAGAGGCUGGCGAAAUGGCGAGAUAAAGCGGCGAAAGAGGAGUUUCCGUAUCCGCGGAAUGAGGGGUUCGUUGGGAGGAAGAAGGAGCUCUCAGAGCUGGAGUUUGUUUUGUUCGGAGAUGGAGAGGAUUACUUCGAGUUAAAGGCGACAAGACCGGCGAAAAGAAAGAACAAAGUUGUUUGGAAAGAGUCAGAGAAAGAGAUUGAGUUAGUUAAGAAGACGAGGAGGAAGAAGAAGAAGAGAUCGAUGAAAAUCAUCUGCGGGAAAGGCGUGGCGUGCGUCUCGGGAGAAGCAGGGAUUGGCAAAACCGAGCUGCUUCUCGAGUUCGCUUACAGGCAUCACCAGAGGUACAAGAUGGUUCUCUGGAUAGGUGGCGAGAGCCGUUACAUCAGGCAGAACUAUCUUAAUCUUUAUCGGUACUUGGACGUUGACGUUGGGGUGGAGAAUUUCUCCGAUAAAACGCGGUUCAAGAGCUUCGAAGAGCAAGAAGAUACCGCGGUUUCGAGGAUAAGGAGAGAGCUGAUGAGGGACAUACCCUUCUUGCUUGUUAUCGAUAACUUGGAGAGCGAAAAGGACUGGUGGGACUCGAAGCUUGUGAUGGAUCUUCUCCCCAGGUUCGGAGGAGAGACUCACAUUUUGAUAUCUACGCGUCUCUCCAGAGUUAUGUACAUGGAGCCGUUGAGACUCCCUUACCUCUCUGCCGCUGAAGCGAUGGCAUUGAUGCAGGGGAACGUUAAAGAGUAUCCGGUUCAGGAGAUGGAUGCGUUGAGAGUGAUUGAAGAGAAGCUAGGGAGGUUAACGCUGGGACUAGGUAUCGUGGGAGCUAUAUUGUCAGAGCUUCCUAUAAACCCGACCCGGCUUUUGGAUACUAUAAACAGAAUGCCGUUGAGAGAGAUGUCCUCAUGUAGUAGUGCGUUGAGAAGAAGAGUGUUUCUGUUGCAGCUGUUUGAAGUGUGUUUUUCGAUCUUCGACCACGCGGAUGGACCGAGGGGUUUAGCUACCAGAAUGGUUGUCGCGAGCGGGUGGUUAGCUCCGGGGCCUGUACCAGCCUCUCUAUUAGCUUUGGCUGCUUAUAAACUCCCUGAGAAGCACAGAGGAUGUCUGUGGAGAAGACUGAGACGAGCUAUAAGCUGUGGUUUUGCGUCUUCGAAUUCGAAAAGAUCAGGAGCUGAAGCUGCUUCCAUGUUGCUUAGGUUCAACAUCGCUAGAGCUAGUAACGUCAAGCUAGGGUUUGUACAGAUACACGAGCUUGUGAGACUCUAUGCGAGAAAUAGACUGAUGGUGAACGAGACUGCUCCUGCGAUGGUUCGGGCUGUGAUAAACAAAGGCUGGAGCGUUGAAACCGCGGAUCAGAUAUGGGCGGUUUGUUUCUUGCUCUUCGGUUUCAGCAACGAAGCUCCGAGUAUUCAGCUGAAGAUAACAGAGCUGCUGUUUCUUGUGAAACAAGUAAUCUUGCCUCUAGCGAUUAGAACCUUCGUGACGUUUUCGCGGUGCGGUGCGGCCGUGGAGCUGCUCAGGGUCUGCACAAACGCGCUAGAAGCGGCUGACCAAACGCUGGUUAAGCCGGUGGAGAAGUGGUUGGACAAGUCGCUUUGUUGGAGAUCUGUUCAGACAAGUGCUCAGCUAAACCCUGUUCUAUGGGAAGAACUUGCUUUAGCUCGAGCCACCGUGCUAGAGACGCGAGCUAAGUUGUCUCUACGUGGAGGGCAGUUUGGUGUGGCUGAUGAUCUAAUAAGAAAAGCAAUCUUCAUCAGAACUUCUAUCUCGGGUGAGGAUCAUCCUGGGACUGUGUCGGCUAGAGAGACAUUGAGUAAGUUAACGAGGCUUUCAUCUAAUGUUCAUCAGAGUCACAACACUUCACCGUAAUAGAUAGAGAUAGGUCUUUAGGGCUGUUUUCUUGUUGUAAAAGUUAAAGGUUAAGAGUAUCUUUUUUUUUCUUUUUCAUAAUCAUUAUUUUAGACAUAGGAAUUAGAUUUAUACAGAGGGUAAUAAAAUAUAAGUUCUGUCUGCA